This is a messenger RNA of Daldinia vernicosa, 2780 nucleotides long. Its product is annotated as glutamine-dependent NAD(+) synthetase with GAT domain-containing protein. Gene Ontology annotation, molecular function: ATP binding; glutaminase activity; NAD+ synthase (glutamine-hydrolyzing) activity. Lineage: Eukaryota; Fungi; Ascomycota; Sordariomycetes; Xylariales; Hypoxylaceae. Gene Ontology annotation, cellular component: cytoplasm. Gene Ontology annotation, biological process: NAD+ biosynthetic process. The coding region runs from base 293 to 2455 and encodes 720 amino acids. The record is from RefSeq and is a predicted model, not a curated record. The transcript is spliced from 10 exons.
GGUACUUAUUUCCUGUGGUAAAUUCGUAUAAAUUGAAGUACUUCUUAGUCAUGUGUACAUACCUACAUCAUGACAUUAUCGAUCACUUUAAACGUCAAUUGCUAGUGCGAAGGUUACCUAAUUGCACAUAGUUAAACUUAAAGCUUUAUCCGACUUUACCUAAGAUAGGGAAAGCAUGUAUACAACUCUCCACCUUAUCAUAGCGACAAACGACUCAUCACAACUUACCACUUAACAAUAUUUACCUAUCACUUAACCCUUAGUCGUCGCAUCUCAACUAUUGCUGGCAGACAUGGGUCAUCUUGUGACUGUUGCGACUUGUUCGCUAAAUCAGUGGGCCCUUGAUUGGGAGGGAAACACUCAACGUAUUAUCGAGAGCAUUCAAAAAGCGAAAGCUGCUGGUGCACGGCUACGCGUUGGACCAGAGCUGGAAAUAUGCGGUUAUGGAUGUCUCGAUCACCUGAUGGAGCAGGACCUUUACCUGCACUCUUUAGAGAUGCUAAGGCGAAUCCUGCUUGAUGAGAGCUGUCAUGGCAUACUACUGGACAUUGGUAUGCCUAUCCAGCAUCGGAACCAGCGAUUUAACUGCCGAGUCAUAUGCCUCAACUCCAAGAUCCUGAUGAUCAGGCCGAAGAUGUGGCUCGCAAAUGACGGCAACUAUAGGGAAAUGAGGUUUUUCACACCGUGGAUGCAUCCCCGAGAGGUAGAAGAUUAUCAUCUGCCUCGCAUGCUACAGGAGAUCCAAGGAGCCACACAUGUGCCCUUUGGUGAUGCCGUUAUCUCUACCCCUGAUACUUGCUUGGGCGCAGAAACGUGCGAGGAGCUCUUUACCCCUGCGGCGCCUCACAUUCCCAUGAGUCUCGAUGGUGUAGAAAUCAUCACAAAUUCCAGUGGUUCGCAUUUCGAGCUGCAAAAACUCGAAACCCGACUGCAGCUCAUUACGGAAGCUACCAGGAAAUGCGGGGGUGUCUAUCUUUAUGCUAACCAACAGGGCUGUGAUGGCGACCGAUUGUACUACGAUGGCUCAGCUAUGGUCAUUGUGAACGGAAAGGUUGUGGCACAGGGCUCUCAAUUCAGCCUUAACGAUGUCGAGGUGGUGACAGCAACAGUGGACCUCGAGGAAAUCCGCGCCUACCGGUCGGCAAUCUCUCGUGGCCUACAAGCUGCUAGUUCCAGCGCGAAGUACAAGCGUAUUCAGACUGCAUUUGAACUCAGUUCAGAACAGGAUGAUUUCGAUAUUGAAAAGCGUCCAUCACCACCGAUCAAGCUUCGAUAUCAUACCGUGGAAGAAGAGGUCGCACUUUCAGCAGGAUGCUACCUCUGGGAUUACCUGAGACGAUCAGGUGUGGCAGGGUACCUUGUUCCUCUAAGCGGGGGCAUAGAUUCUUGCGCUACCGCAACUAUCGUCUACUCUAUGUGUCGUAUUGUGAUGGAUGCAGUAAAGGAAGGAAAUCCCCAAGUAAUUGAUGAUGUUAAACGGAUUGCUAAGUAUAAGGGCGAGAAUGUUCUCCCUGAGACCCCACAGGAGCUAUGCAAUCAGAUCUUCUCGACUAUUUACAUGGGCAUGAAGGCACAGAGUUCCGAUGAGACGCGACAAAGAGCAAAGGACCUAGCAGAAGCUAUCGGCAGCUAUCAUGUCAACCUAGAUAUCGACGAUGUUUACAAUGCUCAGAAGGCCCUUAUUGUCAGCACCUUGAACUUUGAACCGAAGUUCAAGGUGCAUGGUGGAACCUAUCAAGAGAACAUCACGUUGCAGUGUCUGCAGGCAAGAAUUCGUAUGGUUACGGCUUAUGAAUUUGGGCAAAUCUUGCCGACGGCUCGAAACCGGCCCGGCGGUGGAAGUUUACUUAUUCUUGGAAGCGCGAACGUAGGAGAAUCUCUUCGUGGCUACCUUACAAAAUAUGAUUGUUCAAGCGCGGACAUCAAUCCGAUCGGUUCUAUUGAUAAGGCCGAUCUGAAGCGAUUCAUUGCCUGGGCCGAGAAAAACUUCGAUCUGCCGUGCUUGCAUGAGUUUCUUACUGCUACGCCAACUGCAGAGCUCGAGCCCCUGACAGAGUCCUACGUGCAGAGCGACGAAGUGGACAUGGGAAUGACUUAUGCGGAACUAACAAUUUUCGGACGUCUGCGUAAGGAAAACAAGCUGGGACCCUUUGGCAUGUUCCAGCGGCUCGUUCACGAUUGGAGCGCCGACCGCGUCAAGGGGCCCGACGACGAUGCCCCCGAGUACACGCCCGCUCAGGUGGCCGAGAAGGUCAAGCGCUUCUUCCAUUUCUACGCCAUCAACCGCCAUAAAAUGACGACUCUCACACCCGCUCUGCACUGCAACCCCUAUUCCCCCGACGACAACCGAUUCGACCUCCGACCGUUCCUGUACCCUCCCUUCUGGAAAUCGUGGUCCUUUAAGAAGAUCGAUCGGGAGUUGGAGAAGAUCGAGAAGCGGAUGGCGAAGAAAUAGGAGCUCGCUCGCUUGGCAGGCGAACAGUGAUAGAUGCGAUGCCUCUGCUCUUGGAAAUGGCGUACGUAUACGUAAGUCCGAGGCUAGUUAGGCGGAUUUGUAGGUAGUAACUUUAGAUGCGCGAUAUGCUGUGGCCAUAGUUGUACAAUACACAGCGCAUAGCUGCAAGUUGCACUAAAGUAUAAAUAAAAACAUGUUACACUACGGACUACGGUUGGUUCGUGUGCAAACAUGAAAUACGUCAAUAAAAUCACAUUUUGCAAAGAAACCCUGUUCAUGAGAUUCCGCACAACUAGGUAGUUAGCGAAUAGUUAAUGGGUAGAAC